CACACACACACACACACACACACACACACACACACACACACACACACUUCAUGCCUCUCUCUGGACUGUUGGUUGGUCCUCACAUGAUCAGUUGUUUGCCAUUUAAAACACAGAUGAUUGAUUUUGUGUUGUAUCAUGAAAUAUAAAUUAAAUAAUUUUUUCGUACUGCUUCAUUUUUUUUGAAAGUCAGUAUUCACUGAGCUCUACUUCUUAUUGCAGAGAGAUAGAGUAUCAGUGACAUGAGCAAUGAUAUUAAAAUGUGUCUCUGUAACAAGAUAUUCUAAUACAACCAUUCAAUGACAUUGGAAGAUACUUAAAAUUUCUGCUUGUAUUAAUUAUUCAUCAUAAGUGUUACAAAUGUCUGACAGUUUCGCUUUUUGGAAAUUUUUAUUAAUAUUUUUGUAUCUACUGGCACAAGGCUAUGAAACCUUUCAUUGUUAGCAUCUGUGACUCCUCACCCAAGAAGAUAUAAGAAAUAUAACUCUGUUCGUUAUAUUCCCUAUAGAAUACUGAGAUCAUCUGCAGCAAGUCUAUUAGAGGGUCCCAACAACAGCUGAAAGAAAAUUGGAGACGCAGCUUUUGUAAAUUAUGUUCCCAAGUUGUGGAACAGACUACUGAUACACAUCAGAGAAGCAAGUUCAGUAAAAGUCUUUAAAAAAAAGUAUUUUAAAUGUAAUUUUACCAUGUUUCUUAUGUUUCCUAAAACAUAUAUAUAUAUAUAUAUCUCUUGAUUCAUUCACACAUCACUGUGUGUGCAAGUCUGCAGGAUAUGACGUUUUAUCUGACACCUAUUCAAUGACAUUCAAUUUUCAAAUUCUGUUCAAAGGGUUGAAGAGAACAAAAUGCAAUCUGUUUGAUCAUUAGAUCCACUGUUUUUAAGGUUAAAUAAUACGGUGUCACUGCAUUUUGUCCUUUUGUUACGUGCUUUUGUUGUUUCCUCCUCCUUUUCCUCACUCUCUCUCUCCUCUCAGGUGAGUGUGAUUAUGUGGAGGGGUAUUUAAAGAAAACUGGAGUCUCUCAGCCAUCUAAGUGGCAGCAGCAAUUGCAAAAUGUUUAGUGUGUUGCCUUAUUGAGUCGAGAGGCUAUGAUAGUCCUCUUUUAGGUUUUUGAAGGGGGUCAGUAGGGACCCUCAAAGUAUGAAAACAGUAACUCCAGACUUUUUCACGCGAUUAAUACAUUGAGCGGCAUCAAGAUGCAUUGUUGUGCAUUCGAAUCGUUGACUGCUGAAUCGUGAGGCUAGUGAAGGUGCACUAGUGAGCACACAGUCAUCAGUCAUGUCACACAGGCAGCACCUCCCAGCUCCUGUUCCAGUUGCACUGUUUUUUCUUUGCUUGUGUGGAGCUGAGUGCUGAUGAACUAAGCUGCCAGUGCCUCAGGUGUACAGCUACUUAGCCUAAAGACAAAAAACAUAUAUAGUGAACUUGUGUCUUUACCCUGGGUAAAACAAACACCAACUAAAUGGUGUUGUUUUUUGACGUUUUCUUUCCAUUAGAGUGUAAGAAGAAGACAUGGAAGCUAAAUUAAUUAAGUACAAAAAAAAAAAUGCAUGUAGUGUCCUGCCUUGAAAUGCAUCAUUUCUUGAACUGCAUCGUUUUGAUUGUAGGCUCCUCAUCGAAUCACCACUCAUUCUACUACUGUUGAGAAUUUAACAAUGAUGUAAGUCAGAGGUUAUUGAAAUAAAUUGUUAGGCUAGAUGUGAUACUAUCUUUCACUUUUUCUCACUUUAGCCCAUGCUCCCCAAAAUGUGUAAAGCUUUUCAUGGGAUUAACUUAAAAAUGUGUUUUACACAGAUUUUUAAAGUGCCUUUACACCAAAGUCCAUUUAAAUUUAUCUAUGAAGAGCUUGUGGUAAAUCAUGCAUUCCCUGCAAAUAGGACUUUAAAAUAUGAAGGUAUAUGAUACAAUAUUGUUCUGAGUCCUCUUCCGUGAGAUCAAUCAUCUACAGCUCUCAGUUGUGCUGAUUGAUCGUCUGUGGUGAAGGUGAAGGUGCUCUCCCAGCUGCCUCACCUCCACAAUUUUUCAUUAAGAGGGCUGUAUCAUUGUCAACCAGCCAAUGAUUGUGUCAACACUUAGUUGUGCAAAUAGAUCGGAUGUAUAAAUGUUUCAACGGCCCCUUGGCCUCUGUGCAGUUGCAGAGACGCCUCCUUCUACUGCAGUUGUGUUUCAGUGAUCUUAUUUUCCUCUGUGGCAAAAUCAAGAAGAUGGGAACCUGUUGGAUUUUACUGGGUCUGCUCUCUAUCUGCAGCCUCUGUUUUAGUCAAGAAUGCGCUCAAGAGUUAAUCGAGAAUGUGGAUUUCCCGGGAUCAGAUAUAACUUUUCUCUACUCUCCGGAUGCAAGGCACUGUCAGCAGCUGUGCACUGAGCACCCCUCCUGUCUCUUCUUUACCUUUGUUCGACAAGACUGGACCAGAGAUAACAGGAACUUCUACUGCUACCUCAAGUCCACUCCCUCUCUAAAGCCCAAAGUCCGGACUCCACUACAGGGUGUCACUUCGGGCUUUUCUCUCAAAAACUGCCCCUCAGAGCUGGAACAACCUUGUCGGUCUCAGCUGUACAAGAAUGUGGACUUCCUGGGGGCAGACUACAAAUCGUUAUUCACCUCCAGUGAUGAAGAGUGUCACAGGGUCUGCACGCAGGACCCUCACUGUCGGUUCUUUACUUUUGUAAAUGACGCCUUCAGACUUUCAGACAUAAGAUACAAAUGUCACCUUAAACACAGCUGGUCGGUACCGAGGAUUCCUGUUAUAAAGAGAGAGGUUGGAGCAGUAUCAGGAUUCUCCCACAAACUGCAAAUAACUCAAUACUUUGGACCAGUUUGCCAAGGAAAGCUUCUCUUAAACACUGACAUCCCAGGACACGACAUUGACAAGCUGCCUGCCGCCUCUGCUGAACACUGUCAGGCUCUUUGCAGUGAUAGACCACGCUGUACAUAUUUCUCUUAUAACAGUGAUAACUUCCAAUGUUACUUGAAGGGAAAUCGAGAUGCAAUGGUGACAAGAGCCAAAGUGGGAUUCACAUCUGGGAUACCGGUGCACUUCUGCCAGAUGGAUGACAGUUGGCUUCAAGUGUCUCAUGGAGGAGUCAGUUUCGAAGGUUCUGACUUUCGCUCUGAGUUGAUGGAUGAUCCAGACACGUGUCAGAGGACCUGUACUACAGAUCCUCUUUGCCAGUUCUACACCUACUUCAAUAAAUCCUACUCCAACCCUGAUUUCAGGCGCCGUUGUUAUCUCAAGCGUGUCAUCACAGCACCUGCUCCUCCCGAAGUGAAAAAAUAUAAGAAUCUCGUUUCUGGAUUCUCCCUGAAGAACUGGACAUCCAUCUUUAAUGGGGACCAGAGCCAAAGUGGGAGUCACAUCUAGGAUACCGGUGCACUCCUGCCAGGUGAAUGGCAGUUGGCUUCAAGUGACUCAUGAAGAAAUCAGUUUCCAAGGUUUUGACCUUCGCUCUGAGUCGAUGGAUGAUCCAGACACGUGUCAGAGGACCUGUACUACAGAUCCUUUUUGCCUGUUCUACACCUACUUCCAUGAAUCCUACUCCAACCCUUAUUUUGGGUACAUUGUUCAUUCAUAUCAACAAAUUCAUGAACCAGGAAUUCAGUUCACACAGAGAAAUCAUGUAACAUUUAACUUGAUAUUCACAAGAAAGAACCACGCCCCAACAAUAUGUGAUUAAAAGGUUCAAAUGGAAACUGAUGAAAUGAAUGGUGAGGAAAUAAUGAAUGGACAUUGAGGGAAGGGGUUGAGGUGAAGAUAGGGAGGAAGGAAAGAGGGGAUGAAGGGAUGAGGGAAGGAUGAUGAAGGGAAUGAAAGAAAAACAGAGCAUGAUAGUUUGAUCAAGUAAAUUUAGUCUUGACAGGUGAUUGCAGGUGUGGUUGAGGUUUGUCCCUGCUCCUCAGUGGACUUGUUAUCUUCCUAUCAUAACAACUAUCUAGUGUUGUCUAUAUGGUGUUAAAUCUUGUUAGUUUAUUUUGUGUCCCAGGCGCCGCUGUUAUCUCAAGAGUGUCAUCACAGCACCUGCUCCUCCCAAAGUUAAUAAAUUGAAUAA
Limanda limanda (common dab) is the source of this 4043-nucleotide messenger RNA. RefSeq names its product coagulation factor XI-like. The coding region runs from base 2090 to 3358 and encodes 422 amino acids. Gene Ontology annotation, biological process: proteolysis. Gene Ontology annotation, molecular function: protein binding. The transcript has 11 exons. Lineage: Eukaryota; Metazoa; Chordata; Actinopteri; Pleuronectiformes; Pleuronectidae. The record is from RefSeq and is a predicted model, not a curated record. Gene Ontology annotation, cellular component: extracellular region.